CUCAGCAGAACAGCUCAGAGUGGCAGACGCAGAGAGGCCGCUCGUUUCUCCCAUUCCGCUGGACUGGGAGAGACUCGGGAACUGAGAUUCAGGAAUGAUGCUUUAUGUAUGGGCUCUGCUUUUCUUUUUCCUGCUGAACGAGAAAGGAUCGGUUGCUGCUGAUCCAGUCACUGACCGUCAAGGCAACCCAGAACGGAACAACUGGUGCGACAACCACAAUACAAUCCACAGGCGUUUAGAUAACAUCCAAGAGCAGGUAGAAAAAACAGUUGACCAUGUAGAAUCAGAAGUCAAGUCCUUACUCGGUGCUGUAAGUGAAACGGCGUGGAACGUUGCUCCCGGAAUGCCACUCAUGGACAUCUUUGAAGAUCCCAGCUGAGCAUCACGAAGAUGGACAAAAAGACAGCUUGUAAAUAUGCCAAACCAUCUGAAUAAUUCACGCAGAAUUUCUUUUCAUAAGCUUUUAAACUAAAAGGGUACGUUUAGCCUCUGGAUGGACAGUAUUUCCUAGUGAGCACCUGUAGUUCAGUAAAAUUCACUCACAAUAAAAAGUCACAUUCAUUCAGAAGGAAA
Molecule: messenger RNA, 573 nt
Organism: Eublepharis macularius
Lineage: Eukaryota; Metazoa; Chordata; Lepidosauria; Squamata; Eublepharidae
Gene: PLAC9
Product: placenta associated 9
Exons: 4
Coding region: 95-379 (94 amino acids)
Source: RefSeq, a predicted model, not a curated record